This is a messenger RNA of Parascedosporium putredinis, 723 nucleotides long. The record is from the annotation of a GenBank genome assembly. Lineage: Eukaryota; Fungi; Ascomycota; Sordariomycetes; Microascales; Microascaceae.
AUGGAUGACAUAUUCCAGGAUUUCUACGCCGUAGAGAGCACAAACGGGUAUACUGCAGCGAACAUACUUUCCGGCUUCUGGAUCUCUGAUAAGAAGGCUUUUGAGAACCUGGUCACAACCAAAGAACAAGAUGCUCAUGAGUUCUUUCAAUUUUUAGCCGAAGAGCUCCAUGAGCGCAACGGUGAUGGAAAGCGGCCUGAAGUUGGAAGUGAGCAUAGCUGCAACUGCGUCAUCCACCAAAUCUUCUAUGGCAAAAUUCUCACCGCAACAACAUGUCAGAAGUGCAGCACCUCCACCAAUGCUGUUCAAUCCUUCCUGGAUCUUAGUCUGGGCCUUGAAUCAUGGGCGCAAAAACGAAAAAAGGUGGAUUCUAGGCCGCUCACUCUCCAGGAAUGUCUCGAUGCGGAGUACAUUAAAUCGGACAAGUGCGAGUAUCGGUGUCAAGAAUGCAAGUCCACCCAGCAGGCCAGACGGUAUACUAGUAUAAAAUGCCUACCAAACGUUCUUGCUAUCCAUCUCAAGAACCACCAGCUACACAACCACCCUGAACUUUCUCGAGCCCACGAAUACGAUCUAGUAGGCGUUGUCGUACAUGUGGGUAGUAUCGACACAGGAGAUCAGUGGUUUCAGUUCAAUGACCACAAGGUGAUAUUGGCCACAAAAUCUGAAGUCUUGAGCUCACAAGCCUACCUACUCUUCUACUGCGUAAGGUAUCUCUCGUAA